AUGAAUUCCACCCAUUCUAUAUUCUACAUGCCGACAAUGAACAGCACAGAAGAUCUGAAUGAAAGCAUCAUCCUGAACAACAGUGCAGCCUUCUGUGAACAGGUCCCAAUUAAAUCCGAAGUGUUUCUGACUCUAGGAAUCAUCAGCCUCAUGGAAAACAUCCUGGUUAUCCUUGCUAUUCUUAAAAACAAAAACCUCCAUUCUCCAAUGUAUUUUUUCAUCUGUAGUUUAGCAGUGGCAGACAUGCUGGUAAGUGUAUCUAAUGCCUUGGAGACAAUUGUAAUGGCAUUUUUAAACAGUGGCUUCUUAGUGGCUACUGACCACUUUAUUCAGCAAAUGGACAAUGUUUUUGAUUCAAUGAUCUGUAUUUCCCUAGUGGCAUCAAUAUGUAAUCUACUGAUUAUUGCCAUUGACAGAUACAUCACUAUCUUCUAUGCUUUGCGCUACCACAGUAUUAUGACAGUAAAACGGGCUUUAAUUCUUAUGAUACUUAUCUGGAUUGCUUGUAUCUGCACUGGUAUUACCUUCAUCAUUUAUUCAGACAGCGAAACAGUCAUCAUUUGUCUUAUUGCCAUGUUCUUCACCAUGCUUUUCCUUAUGACUACCCUUUAUGUCCAUAUGUUUAUGCUCGCUCGUCUACAUAUUAAAAGAAUUGCCACAUUCCCAGUCAAUGGUAUUGUCCAACAGAGGACUUGCAUGAAAGGGGCCAUUACCAUCACCAUCUUGCUUGGGAUCUUCAUUAUCUGUUGGGCUCCCUUUUUCCUUCACCUUAUCCUCAUCAUAUCAUGCCCUACAAAUCCAUACUGCAUCUGUUACACAUCACAUUUUAACAUGUACCUGAUCCUCAUUAUGUGUAAUUCGGUCAUUGAUCCCGUGAUUUAUGCCUUUCGGAGUCAAGAGAUGCGCAAGACUUUCAAAGAGAUCUGCUACUGUGGAAAUCUCAACUUACGUUGUAAGUGGUAA
Molecule: messenger RNA, 963 nt
Organism: Hemiscyllium ocellatum (epaulette shark)
Lineage: Eukaryota; Metazoa; Chordata; Chondrichthyes; Orectolobiformes; Hemiscylliidae
Product: melanocortin receptor 3-like
Exons: 1
Coding region: 1-963 (320 amino acids)
Biological process (GO): G protein-coupled receptor signaling pathway
Cellular component (GO): membrane
Molecular function (GO): melanocyte-stimulating hormone receptor activity; peptide hormone binding
Source: RefSeq, a predicted model, not a curated record